Molecule: messenger RNA, 594 nt
Organism: Sycon ciliatum
Lineage: Eukaryota; Metazoa; Porifera; Calcarea; Leucosolenida; Sycettidae
Exons: 1
Coding region: 1-594 (197 amino acids)
Biological process (GO): DNA integration
Molecular function (GO): nucleic acid binding
Source: RefSeq, a predicted model, not a curated record
AUGGCUCCGCUACCUCUGUUCCGUACAACUCCGCCGUACCGUGCGUUCUCGAGAGUGGGAAUCGAUUAUGCCGGCCCAUUCCUGACAAAGCAAGGUCGUGGGAAGAGUCAGCUCAAGCGCUAUGUCUGUGUAGUCACGUGCCUACAGUCAAGAGCCUGCCACCUGGUGAUGUCAUACGGCAUGGACACGGAUUCAUUCUUGUUGGCGUUCACAAGAUUUUGCAAACGCUGUGGAGUUCCAACAGAAGUUGUGUCCGACAAUGGGACACACUUUGUAGCUGGAGAGCGUGAGCUUCGAGAAGCAGUCAAAGCUCUGGAUUGCAGCCAAGUGACUGAGUACAUGGCCAGUCAUAGUAUUCACUGGCAUUUCAAUCCCCCGGCAGCGCCUCACUUUGGUGGUGUAUUUGAGAGUAUGGUGAAAGCUGCAAAGCGCGCUAUGAUGUCUACACUAUCGCAAGUCAGUCUCACCGACGAAGAGUUACUGACAGCAAUGGUGGUAGCUGAAGGCCUGCUUAACUCUCGGCCGCUAACAGCUGUACCUUCCGAUGCGCAGGAUCCAUCGCCUCUCACACCGUCGCACUUCGUGUUGGAGUAG